Messenger RNA from Miscanthus lutarioriparius, 525 nucleotides. The record is from the annotation of a GenBank genome assembly. Lineage: Eukaryota; Viridiplantae; Streptophyta; Magnoliopsida; Poales; Poaceae.
AUGGUCAGCUCGACUGCGUGCUGCUGUUCGCUCAAUGCAGCUGCUCGCCCGUGCCUGGUCCAGUGCACCGAUGCGCCAGUGCACGCCAGCGACUACGUCCUCGGCCGGUGUUCGGCUGGUGGGGCACGGCGACCGAGUCCUGGGCACAGCCAACGCCGUGUUCGGCGGCAAGCCCGUGGAGCUGUCGGCGAAGAUCCCGUUCAUGCACUGGGGCACGGGGCGCGGUCGUGGCCGGCCGAGGAGGCGGCGGCCUUCUACAAGACGUUCGCGCGCCACGGCUGCACCAUGGUGGUGCAGGGCAUGGACGUCUGCAUGAACAAGCAUCACCACAGCACGGGGUCCAGCCCGAACAACCUGCUGGUGCAGAUGAAGAACGCGUGCCGCCGCCACGGAGCACGCAUUGCCGGCGAGAAUGCGUCGCUCGUAAUGACGCACACCAGCAGCUCGUUGCGCAUCCGCAGCAACAUCCUGACCACCGUGCUCAUGAUGCCCUGCCACUUUCUCGCCGGAACAGUUCACGCAUGA